Molecule: messenger RNA, 3219 nt
Organism: Didymodactylos carnosus
Lineage: Eukaryota; Metazoa; Rotifera; Eurotatoria; Philodinida; Philodinidae
Source: the annotation of a GenBank genome assembly
CUUCUGGACUCUGGUGAACUGUCUCCUCGUGAAAGUCGAGAGAUUCUUCGUUCUCGAAGGAAUAUUCCGUGCAAGCGAGGAUCGUUUCAAUGUUUUCGAAGAGAUUUUUUGCGACGUCCUCAUCACGAGCACCAAAGCCUAACUUGUAUUGACUGACAGGUGGGAGUUUACUGAUGUAGCUCGAGAGCAGUCGUCCUACGUUGUGUGGGUUGAUCAUAAUGAUGUGACUUUGAUUGUAGAUGGUAGUAAAUGACCGGAGGAAAACUUUGAAGGAAAUCCUGUGAGGUCUAUUCUCACGUCCUUUAUUUCCAAACGUAGCGCACCACCACUUGGUGGAGAAAGAGAAACAAUAACAAUAACUGGAACAACUGAACUCCAACUGAACUGAAUGAAUGAAUGAAUGAAUGAAUGUAACGAGAACGGAGCAGGUAUAUAUAUAUAUAUAUGAGUCAGAGGGAGAGUGAGAACCUACUCGAAGGUUCCAGAUCAUCAAGAGAGAUAUCAUCAUGACGUCAUGUUCAGUAAUAGGAAGAGAAGAGAGAGAUCAUGACGUCAUGUACAGUGAAGGAAGAAAGGGAGAAAAGAUAUGUAUAAGGUGGGAGGAGGGAUAACCUAUGACCUUUAUGACCUUAAAGGUCAUAACGGACCCCUACCUUUUUCUCUCUCUUUGUGUCGUCAGAGAGAGCCAAUAAGGAACGUAAACAAAGCUCUCUCCCUGCACACUAAGCACACCACUACCGAAGAGAAUAAAGUAAUUCAAACAUGUCAUCGUGACAUUAAGAAAAAGAUAGCACCACGUACUCUUUCGUACUGCGUUUCCUUGCCUUUCUGAAAAGUUCUGCCUCUGAGGGAGAGAAAGUGAUAGAACCCUGAAACUUGCAGAAUAUGAAGACAACCUUUAUCCUCACCACCAAAAAAACUUUCAGCCCUCUACGACUUUCCUGGACAGAGUUAUGAUUUUUUUAAUUUUGCCUGUUCUCCGCUGACGUGAGAAAAUGCGUAAAAUGCCCGUAACUCCCCAAGGGAAAAGUCUCCGCCCGAACCCUCUUAGGCCUUUUACCCACUCCACAUGCCCUAUCGAUCCACGCAAGAACGAACGAAAUCGGAGUGCUUCAUCUCCAUAGGUUCUGUUGUUAGCUCCUUGACAUUUGACUCAUAUUUUUCUGCAUCAUCCGGAAAUCGCCGUCGCCGCGGAUUUGUAUAUGUUAAAGUGGAAAUGUGCAGGACUGAGGAUGAAGAAGCGAGGAGGAGGAAGAACUUCUUUACCCACUUCAUCCUCACUUCUCCACCCUCACCCUCACUCGCCGCGAGUUCGUAUAUGUUAAAGUGGAAGUGCUAAAGUGUUAACACUUUAACACUGAAUCCGCGGCGACGGCGAUUUCCGGAUGUUAUGUGUUUUCCUAUAACAUGUAAUACAAGAGUCAAGAUAAGUGAUCGAAAUCAACGGCGAUAAUGAAACUAAUUUCAAUGUCUCAUGACAGAUGAAUUCGUCCAGAUUGAAAGCGAAUCGCUGCCCUCAGUAACAUGAAUAGGUGCUGGAGUCAGCGUUGCAAUCGCAGGGUCUUAUGCUACAACACAAACAAGGUGGAAUUGUGAGCAAACAGUGCCUCUUCGCAGGACGAAAAUGCAGAAAAUUGAGCAAAAAUCUCCGAAAAAUUUCGAGACAAUUUUCUGGCGUUUUUAGGGAAGCUCCAAACUUUUUCUUGUAUUACUACAUAGAUUAGGUCAAGUGCUGUGUAGAAACGAAGGCAAGUUACAUAUACGUGGAGAUUUUUAGCCGUUUAGGACAAAGGGAUUCGGAGAAAUCAAAGUUUUACUCAAAAAGUACCGUUAACUAUCGGUGAACAGGGCUCUCGGGAGGAUUCUCAGGGUGCUGUGAAGCAAGCACCUAGACGUCCAAAAGUAUAGCUACCUAGGUAGAACAAGAUGGGCCACAAGAUGCGCUAGGUUUAGAAGGAAUCUGCAACUAUGAUUGCGCAGCCGUGCCAUAGAUCGCUCGUAUCUCUCGUGCAGUGAGUGACUCUUACAGAGAGAGAGAGAUAAGACACAGAGUCAAAUAUUUUAUCUCAGAAUGUUGACACUGAAGAUAUAGGGUUUAUUUAACACACAACUAAGAAUUAAUUCAAGAUAAACAGCAAACUCCUGAAGGAUGAAUACGCUGAUUCAGACACAAAUACUCUGAUUUCAUCAUACACUACCCCAACAGUUAUUUUCCCAAUAUUCUCCUCAUUAUACACUUUAAUUGAAAGCGUGUUAGUAACUUUUGCACCAUACAUUUAGUAUCACAACACUCAAUCCUGAAACGUGGAUAAUUCAGACCUCCGUGAAACAGAUAAUACUCAACCUUUGCUGCUUCAACACGGUUCAAAGAUCAUUGCAGAAAGAAAUUGCAUAUGGUACCGAGAAAAGGAAACAUCUGAUCAAUCACCUACUAGGACAGAUGACGAAGAUAAACAUUUUCAACAGUCUGAAUUUCAAGAUAUCCACAGUCACGAUGAUUUAACACUGGAAUCUGCCGCUUCCUAUUCUCAAAUUCAAGACAAAUCUAAUAUUUCUGAACUAGAACAAGACUUGGUCAAUGGACUGAACAAGUUAAAGAUUCUGGACGUGAAUGUGUUAUCAGAAAAAAUUCAACGGACUGAAGAACGUAUCGAAGACUGUCGAGAAAAUGACAGAAAAGAAGAGACUGAGAAGGAAACGCAGAUUUUGUCACAGCUGAAACAUAUGACGCUCUUAGAUGAAGAAAUUACCAAAUUGAAAUCUACUCAAUUGGUUGAAGGUAGCAGUAAUGUGAUGGAACUUUCUCGGCUCGAACAUGAGCUAGUCAAUGGACUGGAGUUGUUAAAGAUUCUGGACGAGAAUGUGUUAUCAGAAAAAAUUCAACAGACCAAAGAACGUAUCAAAGACUAUCAAGAAAAUGACAGAAAAGAAGAGACUGAGAAGGAAACCCAGAUUUUGGCGCAGCUGGAACAAUUGACGCUGUUAGAUGAAGAAAUUACGAAAUUGAAAUCUACUCAAUUGGUUGAAGACAGAAAUAAUGUGAUAAAACCUCGUCGGCUCGAACAAGACUUGACUGAAGACAUUAGUGUAUGUGACGCAUCUGGUAUUGAGGAGACAGCGAGUCCAGAAGUAGAUAUUGCGAAUGACGUAGGAGUCAUCGAAGCAUUGAAAGCAAAACUUAAUCGAGCUUUUACUAGUAAAGAUGGAUUGGGGAAAUAA